AAACGCUGCAGUAUUUCCGGCCAGCUCAGCGCGUCUCCCCUGUGGUGUUGUCACUUUUACAGCCCGCCCGUCAGUGCUAACGCCGCUGCCAACCAGCUGGGACUUUUCUCCGGGCCGUGGACACACAGCGGGACACUUCGCAGAGAUGUUGCUGCUGACGAUGAUCGCUCGGCUGGCUGACGGUCUGCCGCUGGCCGCUUCAAUGCAGGAGGACGAGCAGGGAAGCGAGAAGGUGGGUCGAGACCUUCAGCAGUACCAGACUCAGGCCAAGCAGCUUUUCAGGAAACUCAACGAACAGAGUCCCACACGCUGCACCUUAGAGGCUGGAUCGAUGGCGUUUCACUAUUUCAUAGAACAAGGAGUUUGCUACCUUGUGCUGUCGGAAGCCAGCUUUUCCAAGAAGCUAGCCUUUGCGUACCUUGAAGACCUGCAGGCAGAGUUUCAUGAGCAGCACGGAAAGAAGGUCCCCACAGUGUCCCGUCCUUAUUCCUUCAUUGAGUUUGACACCUACAUUCAAAAAACCAAGAAGUUGUACAUCGACAGCCGAGCCAGAAGGAACCUGGGCAGCAUCAACACUGAGCUGCAGGACGUGCAGAGGAUCAUGGUGGCGAACAUCGAGGAGGUCCUGCAGAGAGGGGAGGCGCUCUCUGCACUAGACUCCAAGGCCAGCAACUUGUCCAGCCUGUCGAAGAAAUACAGGAGCGACGCCAAAUACCUGAACACCCGCUCCACUUACGCCAAGCUGGCAGCAGGGGGCGUCUUUUUCAUCAUGCUCAUCGUUUACAUUCGCUUCUGGUGGCUCUGAGUGAUGAAGGAGGAGGAGAUGAGGAAGGAGGUAGAAAAGUGGAAAAUGAGCCGUGCGCAGCCUGCGGACGUGAAAAAGAAGCUUUCGCUUUUGAUGAACAACAAGAUCCCUGCUUCUUAAGGAGACUUUACAAACAUACUGUCCCACUGCUCUGUCCUCACCUUGUCCACGAGUGGGUGUCUGAUCUGAAGCUAAAUGAUGUCCGAAUGCUUUGUUUUAUUAUUAUCAUACCGUAUAAUACCCUUGAAGUUGCCCCGCAUUUCAGAGUUAACGAGUUAACGUGCAAGUCUCUGUGUGUAUGUGGGUUGGCUGUUUUUGAAGGUGAUUUGUGGGUAAGUGACGAGAAAAAAAAAGAAAAUUUCCUAUGUUAUAAGUUUCUAAAGCUAUUCUGUACUAUAAAUGAGUGUGUGGCUGAAGCUUCUGUAUGUCUAAUUAUACAGAUGAAAGAAACUAAUCACCUUCUUUUUCUUAGAAGCCUGAUCACAUCACUUUGGCAGUUCUGUUCAUUUACUAUAUGAUUAUAGUAGGGAUAGCUUUACGGAUUAUACUCCGAAUUCAUAAAUAAUUAGGAAAAUGUAAAUAGAGAUACAUAUUAGACACAACAAAGGAAAAUGCAGAACUUCCUAUUGUUAAGGCAAGUAAAUAAACCAUUCUGAUUUUUGUGUUUUUUCACUUUUUUAGGGGAUGCUAAUGACAAUAACAGUAAUUAAGAUAAUCUGCAGCUACAGCUUAAUUUGGCUCAAAUUCCAACCUUAAUUUCAGCAUUUUAUUACAAAGUAAGAACACCUGCAUGUGGAUAUUCGCUCAUGAAGUUGCUUCUUAUUGUGCGCAGAAGACAACAUCACUAGAGAUGCACCGAUCCAUCCACCACAGAAAGGAAUCGGACCGGUUUUCCACGAUGUGCAAACAGCAGAUCAGGGCUUUUAAAAGAUCUGUUUCCCGAAGUGCAUCAAAACUAAGAGUUCAUGCUUUUCUUGGCUUGUGAACUCUCACAGGAUGUACUUAUUUACACCUCAUAAAUCAAGCAUACAUGACUGUUUGACAUUUAUAUUAUUUGGAGAAAGAAAAAGCCAAUAUUGGUAGGUUUGACCCUGAGAAAACUGCAAAAGCCUGAUGGGUGCAUCUCUAACACGACAACCUUUUUUUUUGUUUUUUCUUUAAUAUGUCAAAUUAGUCAAUAUAUUCACUGGACUCAUAUUAUUUUACAUCAGUUCUGUCUCAAGUUUUCAUUCUGUCAUCUCUUAUCACAUUACAUUUUUAUAGUCACCUUUUGAGAAGACUGCAGCGGGAGUAUUCAAAAUUUUAGGUUUACCGUAAGUGAAAUCACUUCCACCAGCCUCUGUGUUGUAAGUUAAUAAAUUACUUAAAGCUGCAAUCUAUGUAAUCCAUUUCUUAACGUUUAUGCAUUUCCUUUUUAUAGCUGAGAUUAAUAAGUUGGAACUAAGAAGAAAUGGAAAGUGCUGUUUGAUGUAAUGGCACCCCUGAACUGUAAGCAGAAUAAAUGCCAAAAUAAUAAAUUA
Xiphophorus maculatus (southern platyfish) is the source of this 2325-nucleotide messenger RNA. It is a transcript of the gene sec22bb, whose product is annotated as vesicle-trafficking protein SEC22b-B. The record is from RefSeq and is a predicted model, not a curated record. Gene Ontology annotation, biological process: vesicle fusion with Golgi apparatus; retrograde vesicle-mediated transport, Golgi to endoplasmic reticulum; endoplasmic reticulum to Golgi vesicle-mediated transport. Bases 146 to 805 code for a protein of 219 amino acids. NCBI's taxonomy places the organism in Eukaryota, Metazoa, Chordata, Actinopteri, Cyprinodontiformes, Poeciliidae. Gene Ontology annotation, cellular component: endoplasmic reticulum membrane; SNARE complex; ER to Golgi transport vesicle membrane. Gene Ontology annotation, molecular function: SNAP receptor activity. The transcript is spliced from 6 exons.